AUGUCGAGCAGCACCGCCAUCGCCAUCCCGCAGCGACGCCGGAAGCAGAGUCGAGCCUCUGGAAGCACGAAUGCUUCUCCCGCGAACAACAGCUUCACAUACGGCAGCUAUGGCUCCGUCAGGAACGAAGACGGCGCUACGACGCCAAAGGCGGCCUCGGAGCGGAGGCCGAGCUUGAUGUCGCCUGCCUUCUCCCGCGCCGAACAUACGGUUGUGAAUAUUGGCAAUUCGGACAUGCCGCGGCUGGUACUUUGGCCCCGAGGUACACAAGAUGGGAAAGAGAAAGCUGAUCAGAGCGAGCAGAUUACGUGCGUUAAGGCGUCGCAGGGCUUCGACUGGAAUCAAGAGAUCUUCCUACCCAGCUAUGCCAACUUCGACUUCGACGAUCUCGAGCGCAAGCAGGAUCCUGUGGAGGAGAUUGUAGUUACGGAUGAGGAGAGGGCGAAGAUGUUUCCUUCGUAA
This is a messenger RNA of Didymosphaeria variabile, 462 nucleotides long. RefSeq lists its product as uncharacterized. Bases 1 to 462 code for a protein of 153 amino acids. NCBI's taxonomy places the organism in Eukaryota, Fungi, Ascomycota, Dothideomycetes, Pleosporales, Didymosphaeriaceae. The transcript has 3 exons. The record is from RefSeq and is a predicted model, not a curated record.